This is a messenger RNA of Leguminivora glycinivorella, 1623 nucleotides long. RefSeq lists its product as uncharacterized. The transcript has 5 exons. NCBI's taxonomy places the organism in Eukaryota, Metazoa, Arthropoda, Insecta, Lepidoptera, Tortricidae. The record is from RefSeq and is a predicted model, not a curated record. The coding region runs from base 307 to 1623 and encodes 438 amino acids.
AAAAGAGAUUAUUCAUAAAAGCUCGCGUCCCUUUUAAACGAACAUUUACACGUUUACAUGCAGUCGCGUUCGGUGCAGUGACGUGAUACGCCUUUCCGGAUUAGCUUCUGAUAGCAGUGAUAAAAAUUGCAUAAACUUUAUUCCUUUCACAGUGCGGAUUAUUUAUAGUGUACCUACACUAAAACUAUGUAAUGGACCAUUCAGACUAUGUGAUAACUAAAUGUGACCAUGCGGGUGUUGUGUUAGUGUCAUUGAGAGAGCGCACCGGCGACUGAACCAUAAUGGGAUGACCGGAAAUACGGAUUCAUGGAAAAGGUUUGGCGUCGAGUCGGUCUCCAUUCCUCCCGCAAGAAGAGGGAUGGAAGCGGAACGAGCCAGGAAGUGACGCCAUCCGCUCCACCUGAGGCCGAGUAUCAGAACAUACAUACUUUGAGAACAGCUGAUUUGAUAAGACAAAGACAGGGGGAGGAGAAGUCGACCCUUCGCUCUUCUUACAUUAUAAGGAACGGGGAUAACUUUAUUCUUGUGGAGAGAAGGCGUAGGCGUCGUCGUAGAAGUGGUACCAGGGCUUCAUCGGGGAGCAGGCACCAUACGCCGCCGGUGGAGGAGACUCGAACCGAGCAGAAGCGACGGCCUCCAGCUCGGCUGAAGAUCUUUGGCAUCCAAUGGCCGUUGCAUUCUAGUGACUCCAGACACACCUCGAUCACCCGGCGGUUCUGCCGCGGCCGACGCUCCCGAGACGACAACGAGCUCUACCGCUCCAACAGCUUCAAAUUCGAGCGGUUCUCCCGAGAGCAGCCGGCGGAUGAGUUCGCUUCUCAGGCAGCCCUUUGCGCUGACUACAGCGUGCCAGCCGACUGCAUAGCUGCCGGCCCCGCGCCCCGGCCUAGCUCCUUCCAUGAAAUAUCUGCACCUAAAGUUGAAUUCAUAGAGGCAUACUGCACACCUCGCGACACAGCGCGCCGCUCGCCGCAGCGCAGCCGCCGCUCCCGCGAGCAACGCCGCUCCCCAGACUCCGCCAGAUGGCGCUACGACACACGCCGUAGCAACUACGACUUCGACUCGUGCCGUCGUCCUUACGACUACGAAUCAGGGAGACGAUACCCUGGCAGAGAAUUCGACGGGGAUUCCGGUAGACGCGUGGAGUUUGACGCUGAGUCAGCUAGAAGACGAGCUGAUUACGAAUCGGCAAGGAGGACGGACUUUGACUUGUCAGCUCCUGGCGUGUCUAGGAGAAGCCCUGAGAGCGCGCCAGAGGGCUCGGCUGAGUCACCGCCGGAGCCAGCGCCGUCGGCGCCGCUUAGACACGAGCGACAGCCCAGACAUCGCUCACAACCUUACUACGAAUCUGAAUCAACAUCCGAAGAUCCUUCGUCAUCGACGGACGGAGAGGAAGACGAAUUUGGCGAAUUCGAUCCUUUUGCGACUGCACCAUCUCUGCAUUCUCCCGAUAGCGGUCGCUCAGACCCGAGAUACGCCAACGCACCGCGUAGGAACCCUAGUCCUUAUUACUACGGCGACCUGUUCAAAACGCCUGCCCUCCGCCGCCGGCUCCGUCGGCCCCGACGGCGUCCACCACUUCUUCAUCACGCGGCCCACGCUAUAGAAAGUCCGCCAGCUUAG